AUGGGGAAAACAACAGACCGGAGUAUAAUAGAUGUCGUUCCAAACGGCGUCGCCUUUAACCUCGCCAAGUCAUGGUUAGGGCUGGUAAAGAAGGACGACGAGGACGAUGGAAACGCCGGGAGUAGUCGCAAGAACGAGAACUUAAACAACAACAACGAUACGUUCUCGUUAGAAGCAUUCCGUCGGGAAUCUCAAAGAGAGGAAGAGGAAACUUCGACGUCCGGACGUCACGGAGGAAAAGGAGGAUCGCAACAAACGAACGGUAGACUCGGCCUGGGCGCGAAAUACUUGAGCCACUCGAAAGCCGCGCGGACGAUGCAAACGAUCGCGGAGAAGAAAAUCUUCGAUCGAGUGCAAAGAGAGAAGCAAACGAGGAGGAUGGAGGAAAAGGAACGAGAGAGCGAGAGUUCCUCCUCCUCGGACGAGGACGACGAGGACGUCAGAGGGUUGAGCAAGAGCAAGAAGAGGAAGUUAGUGGUGGAGAAGUUUGAUGCGAGCACGUAUAGGAGGAAAUAG
Messenger RNA from Bathycoccus prasinos, 516 nucleotides. RefSeq lists its product with no specific name. Bases 1 to 516 code for a protein of 171 amino acids. The record is from RefSeq and is a predicted model, not a curated record. The transcript has a single exon. NCBI's taxonomy places the organism in Eukaryota, Viridiplantae, Chlorophyta, Mamiellophyceae, Mamiellales, Bathycoccaceae.